Molecule: messenger RNA, 688 nt
Organism: Rhagoletis zephyria (snowberry fruit fly)
Lineage: Eukaryota; Metazoa; Arthropoda; Insecta; Diptera; Tephritidae
Source: RefSeq, a predicted model, not a curated record
CAGUUUUGUUUCCGAUUGCUUUAGGAAACAACGUUUGAAGUUGGUUAGCUUUUUUGUGCAUAAAUACUAGAGGUCAGAGUAGCAAAACAGCUUCUUUGUCAGGAUGGCAAGUAGCGGAUGAAAAUUUCAUAAACAAAUAGACAACGAAGUUUGCUCCUCCACUUGAAUGCAAUCAGCGAAGCGGAUAGAAUAUCGUCAUAACGCAGACAAUAGUAGUGCUUACAUCGACAUCCUAGUAGACCUUUUUCCCCCGGAUACAUACAUUUGUAUGUAUGCAUUUAUGUAUGUUUGUUGACAACAACAACAAGUGGGAAGGACAGUAAAAAUAGCAAACAUAACAAGCAACAGACAUACAUACAUACAUACAUCCACACAAUUAGCAUCAGCAACAGGAAAGUAAUUCCAAUUGAUCCAUAAUCGUCGUCACGGCAGACGGAAUAGACUCAAAAUGGAAGACUUAUUCUUGCUGAUAAUCAAAGAGUCCACAGGGACGAAACACAAUGCAUUGCGGCAAACUGCGCAAAUCGCCUACGAUAAGUUAUAUCGCCAGCAUGGCAUCCAUCGGGAUCCAGCCCAUGAACUCCGUUCGGUAUGUUUCACAGCACUGCAGAUGGCGUUAGACACAAAGCGGCCAAAGUUCAUCACAAUGGGCCUCAAUGGAUUGCAUGUAAGUGAAAAUCUAAGCUAA